Molecule: messenger RNA, 1899 nt
Organism: Owenia fusiformis
Lineage: Eukaryota; Metazoa; Annelida; Polychaeta; Sabellida; Oweniidae
Source: the annotation of a GenBank genome assembly
GUAACAUCAAAGUCAAAGAGUACGAACGGAAAAAAAACUUGUCAUGACAAGCGUGAGCGAUUACUACCUGUCAAACUUGGGGAGUUAUUCAUCAUUGUCGAAACGGAAGAAUCAGAUUAAUCCGACAUCGUGGGAUGACGCUACAAAUACUUUGACUCCUGAGAAUUAAUGGAAAACACACAAUUGCAGUACUUUAAAGAUGGCAUUUAAUGUGACUGUUAACACUGGAUUCGACGAGACAAUUCCUGUCGACAAAAACGCCAUUUUGAGGGCACCCGUGCUGCCUUCUGUAGAAACGAUGAGUUUCAAUUCUACAAUGGGAGUUUCAUUUGAUGAAGUGUCAAACACGAGUGCAAGUGUGUAUACAGAUGUCAUAGAAAUACCCGAAGUGCGAUACAUAAUGUUAGCGUUCCACGCUACUGGAAUAUUAGUCGCUGCUUUGGGGAACGCCAUUGUUUUAUUAAUCAUCUACCGGAAGCGUAGUUUUAGACACAACAAUGCUGCCAUCUAUUUCAUAAUGAAUCUAGCCCUCUGUGAUCUUACCCUGGCACUCAUACAUCAUCCGAUGCGGAUAAUGGACAUGUACUUGGCAUUUGCUAGUGAGAGAAAAACACCCCCGGCUGGAUUAUUCUUCCAUAAUCGAAUCUUCUGCCAGCUAACGGAUUUUUUCUCGAUAUUUACGUGUGCUGUUGGUUUCCACACAAUCGUUGCGAUCAGCCAAGAGAGGUUACUCCUUAUAUGCUAUCCUCUGAAAGCUAAAAUCCUAUGUAGCGUCACCAAUACAAAAAAGGUGAUGAUCUUGAUUUGGAUGACGUCAUUCGCCAUGACAAUCCCCAUACCAAUAUUGUACAGCAACGCAGUAACCAUUCCCUUCAAGGAUGUCAACGUAUCUCUAUGCGUUUGUCUCCAAGAAGAUUCCAACUCAAAUCCAGGGGAUCUAAUUUAUUUCGUGUUGUUAUUUAUAAUAUAUUAUACGUUACCUUUGGUAGUAAUCACCAUAAGUUAUAUCAAGAUAUUCCGUGCUUUGUAUCACACAACUGAAGCUUUAGGUCCGAUAGAUGGCGAGGAAGGAUGCCACAAAACGUUAAAAACUCGACAUUCAUUGGCUAAGAUGAUGCUAACGGUGGCUGUUGCAUUUGCCGUGUGCUGGGGACCAACGUUUGGGACAUUUUUGUUCAUGACACUCGGAGGUUCAAUCAAGAAACAUGGAAUAUUUCUUAUCAACUUUGUUGAGUUGCUACCUCUUUUAAACUCGGCGUUACAUCCAUUUAUCUAUACUCUAAACUCUCGCGCCAUGAGGCGUGGUUUCAAGACGUUCAUUUGUUUCAGAAGACGAUAUAGUUUUGAUGAUCAUAGCAUGACAUCUGGUGGAGGAACAACGUACAUGUAUAGAGGGAGUAACCAGUUCUCUAGUUUUGUACAUAGACAAGCCUCAACUACAUUUUCAAACGGAAGUGCGUCAUCAUCGUUGCUAUCUCCGCGAAGACGAUCCAUGGGAUACUCGCUGAAGGAGUACGACAAUGGAAACAAAGCAUCGAUGAGAACAUCGAACACUUACAACAUAAGACGAUCUUCAACUCCAGCAGUUGUAGUGUUUGCAUCUAAUGGCAGGAAACAAAACGGGGCAACUGACCAUCUUUAGACAAAGUAGAGAAAUUGAUAAUCUAACGUCUACACAGGCGCAAUUAACGUACACAAGUGAAAAGAUCCGGAGUAUACACCGGGUACAUGUAGCUCCGCCAACUAUAUUAAACUAGGCAUUAACGUUACGUUGUUAAUCACGACAUAUGUGCACAUAAGGGGACAUUACGAAAAUCUUUUGAUUGGUCCAUCAGAAUAAAUUGAUUGAGAGAUAAACCAUUAAUGAGUGCAUCGAAAAACAGACAAUUGCAAGCGUUU